Messenger RNA from Arachis stenosperma, 1840 nucleotides. Its product is annotated as UDP-glycosyltransferase 74G1-like. Gene Ontology annotation, molecular function: UDP-glycosyltransferase activity. The coding region runs from base 99 to 1517 and encodes 472 amino acids. The transcript is spliced from 2 exons. Lineage: Eukaryota; Viridiplantae; Streptophyta; Magnoliopsida; Fabales; Fabaceae. The record is from RefSeq and is a predicted model, not a curated record.
GCGUUGCUCCAAUAUUUAUAUGUGCAAUUCCAAGUAUUAUUGAACAUGAGCAUCUCACAUCAAAUAAUCAAUUCACAAGCAUUCUAGAGUUGAGAAAUAUGGGAGAGAAAAUGUUCAAAACCAAACAUGUAGCUCACUGUUUGGUCUUGGCCUACCCAGGACAAGGCCACAUUAACCCCAUGAUUCAGUUCUCUAAGCGUUUAUCACACAAAGGAAUCAAGAUCACACUUGUAACCACUCUUUCCUUUUGGAACCAAACCAACAACAAUAGCAAUAAUUUCUCUCCGGAUAUCGAACCGGAGAGCAUCUCAGACGGGUAUGACGACGGCGGCCAUUUAGCCGCCGCCACCCUAGAGAUCUACAAAGACACCUUCUGGAAGGUUGGACGCCAAACUCUGUCAAACCUUAUUCGCAAACUCGAAAGUAGUAGUUGCAAUUACAAUAAUGUCCCUGUGGAUUGUGUUGUUUAUGAUGCUUUCAUGCCUUGGGCACUUGAUGUUGCAAAAGAGUUUGGGAUCCUUGGUGCUGCGUUCUUCACUCAGCCAUGUGCCGUGAACAACGUAUACUUGCAUGCUCACAAGAAGUUGAUUGAGUUGCCACUUUCGGAAUCGGAAUAUUCGUUGCCGGGGUUGGUUAAGCUUUUGCCACAAGAGUUGCCAUCUUUCUUGUAUGAGUAUGGAUCCUAUCCUGGCUACUUUGACAUCGUUACGGAUCAGUUUUCAAACAUUCAUAAGGCAGAUUGGGUGCUUGCAAACACAUUUGAUCAACUCGAACAAGAGGUUAUUGAAUGGUUGUCAAAGAUUUGGCCACUGAAGACAAUAGGACCAUGUGUACCAUCUAUGUACCUAGACAAAAGACUCCAACAUGACAAGGACUAUGGUAUCAGUAUCCAUAACCAAAACAUAGAUGCUUGCAUUGAAUGGCUCAAUGACAAGCCCAAAGGUUCAGUUGUGUAUGUCUCUUUUGGAAGCAUGGCAGGUCUAAGUGAGAAACAAACCGAGGAACUAGCUUAUGGUUUGAAAAAUAGUAACUAUUAUUUCAUGUGGGUGGUUAGAGCUUCAGAACAAAACAAACUUCCAAAGGGAGCAUUUUUGGACACAUUAGAAAAGGGUUUAAUAGUUACAUGGUGUCCUCAAUUACAAGUGUUAACACAUGAUGCUGUUGGGUGCUUUAUUUCACAUUGUGGUUGGAAUUCUACAUUGGAGGCUUUGAGCUUAGGUGUUCCUAUGAUUGCAAUGCCACUUUGGACUGACCAAACCAUAAAUGCAAAGUAUAUUAAGGAUGUUUGGAACAUGGGGCUCAAGGUUGUGGUUGAUGAGGUGGAAGGUGUGGUUAAAAGAGAAACUAUUGGGAAUUGCAUAAAGGAAAUUAUGGAGAGUGAGAAAGGGAAUGGAAUUAAGGAAAAUGCCAUCAAAUGGAAGAAUCUUGCUAAGGAUUCUGUUGAUGAGGGGGGAAGUUCUGAUAAGAAUAUUGAAGAGUUUGUGGCAAAGUUGGCUCAGUAUGCUGCUGCCAAAUGAUGAUGCAAUUCUAAAAUUUGUUAUUAAUGUGGACUUCUAAGUUGAAAUUAAAAUAAUAAGGUUGUCAAUAAUUUAAUUUGAAUAAUAUAUAUCUGUAUGGGUAUGGUGAGAAUUUGCCUAUCACAUGGGUAUAUGCCCUGAUUGGGUAAUUUAGUAAUAUUUUUCUAUCCAAAAAAAAUAGGAAAACCAUUUUUUUUCUAUUGAGUUUUGUCUGAUUUGAAAUAUUUUCUCUUUUGAUUUUUUUGGGUACAUUUUUGUAAUUGAAUCUUAUUUUUUGAGUUGAAUUAUAUAUUAUGUGCUGACUGCUAAGCUUGUGUUAAACA